AUGGGCUGCUUUGGAGGCUGCGAUAAAGACGAUGGGAAGAAGGAGCACGAUAUCCGACAAGGGCCAAACCAAAAGCGAGGAUGCACGGAUAUCCUUUGUGCGCUCUUCUUCAUGGCUUUCGUGGCAUUUUGGAUUGCGAGUGGUAUCAUGGCAUUCCAGUCUGGAGACCCAAUGAUGCUUAUUUAUCCCACUGACUCGUAUGGAAACCUCUGCGGCGACCCAAACAACAACUACACUAGUGAAAAACCUUACUUGAUGUAUUACGACAUUACUGCAUGUGGCAAUGUUGGUGACACUGUUGUAAACAACGGUCAAUGCGCGACGCACCAGUCCUGCAGAGCCGAAUGCCCGUCGGAGUUCUGGUCAUAUUGGACUGAUGCGUAUCCUCUUAUCACUGCUCAAGAGGCUGUGCUUGUAGGUGCAGGUCAAGACCCCAAUGCGAAUCCAAUCUUAAAUUGUGCCACUUCCGCGGACACUGUUGGUUGCGUUGAUUUCACCAAGUUUAUUUGCAAAAAACAGUACCAAUCGGUAAUCAACAAUAUCGUUUCUGGUACAACGAGUUUGGCCGAGGCGAAAACUCAGCUUGAAGAGUUGAUUGAGUUUGGAGACUGUGCCGAGUACUAUGUUCCAUCCACUCCAGUCCAGCAUAGAUGCAUGCCAGGAGUUCCAGGAGUUGACGAGGAUGAGUUUGCGGCUAAUAUUUCAGCAAACACCAACGCUACGGAAGAAGGCCUCAUCGAAGGAAUAAAUGGACUUGCUAGCAAUGCCGCAAGCGAAGCAUUCGACAUGGCCAUGGCUGACAUUCAGACCACGUACCCCGUCAUUCUCCUUGGCCUUUCUCUCGCCAUGGUUGUUUCUUUCACCUGGAUCUUUUUGAUGCGCUUCUUCGCAGCUGUCAUUAUCUGGGUCAUGAUUUUUGGCUUGUUUGGUGUCCUUGCUUUUGGAACUUACUACUGCUACACUCAAUACGCACUUCUAAAGGGCAUGGAAGUUGUCGGAGCAAGUUUGACUGCUGAUUAUAUUGGAGGUAUGGCCCAGGCAUCAGGAACAGUCGAACUUUGGCUCGCCCUCUUCAUCAUCGCUUGCAUUCUUCUCGUUGUCUUCACCGUCCUCUUGCUCUUCUUCGCCAAGCGACUCCGAAUCGCUACGAGAAUCAUUGGAGAGGCGUCAAAGGCUAUUGGAAAGAUUAUGAGCUCCUUAUUCUUCCCUCUCUUCACCGGAGUCAUGUACAUGGCUGUCACUGCUUACUUUGCUCUUACCUCCGCAUACAUCGCUACCAGCGCUGAAGCCAAAUUUCAUCUUGAAAACAGAACUUCUGAAGUCAACAAUUCCGUCCUUUCCAUUCCCUGCGAUAUUCACGACUGGAACAGUGAAGACCACGAGCACUACGACAAUCCCAAUGUUACUUGCGUCUUUGACAAAUACGUCGGAAACUACGCCUGGACAAACGAGACCGUUUACGUUCAUUUGGUCAACCUCUUCGGAUUUUACUGGAUGAUGAACUACAUCACCGCUCUUGGCCAGAUGACUCUCUCCGGCGCCUUCUCUCACUGGUAUUUCACCAUGAAAAAGUCCGAUCUGCCUGCAUUCACUCUCUGGGCUUCCUUCAAGCGUACUUUCUAUCACAUCGGAACUAUGGCUUUCGGAUCUCUUAUCAUCGCCAUCAUUCAGAUCAUCCGAACCAUCCUCAACUAUAUCGAGCGAAAAACAAAGAAAGGAAACAACAAAUUCCUCAAGGCAAUCAUCUGUAUGUGCAAAUGCUGCAUGUGGUGCCUCGAAAACGUCUUCAAAUAUAUCAACAAAAAUGCUUAUAUUCUGACCGCAAUGUACGGUUAUAAUUUCUGUAAAGCUUCAUGCAAGGCUGUCAAGCUAAUUAUCGCAAAUGCUGCUCGCGCCGCUGCCAUUCUUGGCGUCACAACAGUUCUCCUUUUUAUUGGCAAAUUCGUUGUUGCUGCUGGAUGCGCUUCCUUCACCUGGGCCUUCUUUGCUGGACAGUUUGGCGAUGCUGAGACUAACAGCUUCGUCCAGUUCAUGAACUCCGAUCCCGACAAAAUCAACUACAUCUGGUUCCCCACUGUCAUCACCUUCAUUGGUUCCUACGUCAUCGCAGUUGGCUUCUUCAAUGUCUAUCAGAUGGCCAUUGACACCAUUUUCCUCUGCUUCUUGGAAGAUUUGGAGCGAAAUGACGGCUCUGCUGAGAAGCCGUAUUUUAUGAGCAAGUCCCUGAUGAGUCUCCUUGGCAAGAAAAACAAAACCACUGGCGACAAAGAACUGAAGAAGAUGUAA
Oikopleura dioica is the source of this 2286-nucleotide messenger RNA. The record is from the annotation of a GenBank genome assembly. NCBI's taxonomy places the organism in Eukaryota, Metazoa, Chordata, Appendicularia, Copelata, Oikopleuridae.